AUGCUCCCUGGUCCUCAGGCCCAACAGGGGCAAAAGACGAAAAUCGCCUGGGAGCCAGGCCAACACCACUCGGCCCUGGGCCCCCCGCAGCACCAGCAGAGCCUAAGGAGCCUGCCCCGCGACCCUGCAGCUCCAGCAGGGGGCGCCCCAGCGGACGCAGGUACCGGCACGGCCCGCAAAUCCAGCGCGGGCCGGGACGAGACUGGCGCGGGGCCCCCUGCCCCCGACACAGGGGAGGGACGGGACGCCGAGAGAGAUGCAGUCCGCGCAGCUGCGUCGCUGCGGGACGGCACCAGGGAGCCCGGCAAGCCCCCUAUGAGGGUCCGUCCCAAACCACAAGACUGCCCAGCAGGUACCGCCCCCACCGAGCAGAGAGGGGUGGGCUGCCCGCCCAUCGGAGCGGGGCCGGACAGAACGCCGACCGACGCCCCGCCCCCGGCUGCGUCCACCGACUGCGCACGCUCAGCAGGCUGCGCCAGCCCAGGGGCGGGUGACGCCCCGCCCCCGGGUGCUUCCACCGACUGUGCAAGCCCAGCAGGCUGCGCAGGCCCAGGGACGGGCGAAGUCGCCCCCCCCCCGCCGAUGAGCCCGGCUCGGAGGUGGGCGACCCCGCCCCCGCCGUGGCCAGGGGGAACUUCGUGGAAACACCGCAAUUCGGACACCAGGUCGUCACCGAACCAGACUCAAGCCGAGGCGGAGGCUGGCCCUCAAGAACCGGAAAGGCACAAAGAAAAGGCAACCUGUCCCUCACCCCACCACCCACGCCGGGCAAAGCAGGACGAGGACGGCCCGCUGAAUCCACAGAGCCCGCAGAAACCCACGGGGCUCCGACCCCCAGCACACCGUCCGGAGGCGGGGAGGGGGACUCCACAUCGGACAAAAACUCAAACUCCCCCUCCUCCACAUCCGAGGCAGAAGAGCUUCCCCGGGAACUCCGAGGGGUACAAGAGCCAGACCCCUCCCAAAGCUCCACACAUCUCUUCCACUGCACCAGCAGCGGUCCCGCAUCUAGAGUGCAAUCGUCAAAAAGGGCCUCCAUGA
Messenger RNA from Agelaius phoeniceus (red-winged blackbird), 1041 nucleotides. NCBI's taxonomy places the organism in Eukaryota, Metazoa, Chordata, Aves, Passeriformes, Icteridae. The record is from RefSeq and is a predicted model, not a curated record.